AUGGGUCAAGUCGUAUUGGACUCGACCAAUCCUUUGAACCCCGGGGCUCACAAGGGCCGGUUCUACUUUGGAGAGCUAUUGGAGGAUCCUGCUGGUUGUGAUGCAAAUAUUUCAGCGAUGCAUGCAGGUAUAGCGGAAGUUGCUGCAGCUAAGGCGCGGAUGUUUAUUAACAAACCUGACGGAAUGGUCAGAGAAGAAAGGGGUCCAUAUAGUGAUCCUCAACAUCCCUAUUUUUACGAGGAAGAAGAUGUGUGGAUGGCACCAGGCUUCAUCAACCAGUUUUAUGAGGUUCCUGAAUAUUGGAAAAUGUAUGUGCAUGAAGUGGAUCAAGAAAGGGAGAUGUGGUUGAACUCAUUCUAUAAAGCUCCUUUAAGGUUGCCUAUGCCUGCUGAGCUUGAAUACUGGUGGUCGAAAGAUCAGAGUCCAGAAUUCGUUCUCAUUAACAAGGAACCAGAGCCUGAUCCUGAAGAUCCGUCGAAGCUCAUAUAUACUGAAGAUCCAGUCAUCCUACACACGCCAACUGGACGAAUAAUCAAUUAUGUCGACGAUGAAGAAUAUGGCGUGCGCUUAUUUUGGCAACCACCUCUGAAUGAUGGGGACGAUGUGGACCCAGAAAAGGUUCAGUUCCUACCCCUGGGAUUUGAUGAAUUCUAUGGAAGAGAUGUGAGCAUGAAGAAGGAAAACAUAUUGAUGCGCCUUGUAACUGCAGUGGAAAAUGCAUGCAAGCCAAUGUUUGACAAACUCGAGAAAUGGACCGAGGAGAAGAAGAAAGCUGGUGAGAUGAAGAUGGAGCUAUUGGAAAAGGAGAUUGAAUUAGUGGAAGCUGAACUGUGUCUGAAAGAGGCCAUCGAAGAUAUGGAUGAGGAGCUGAAGAGAAUGCAGAAAGAGGAGGAGAAGAAAGUGGAAAAGGGCUUGCAGGAUGAAGAAGAUAUUAUAUUUCCUGAACCAGAUAACCAGUUUGAAAAAACUGAAGCUGAUGAGGAGGAAGAUGAGGAGGAGGAAGAGGAGGAUAAUGUUAGUUUUGGGUCUGUUAUUCAAGAUCAAGGCUCAAGAACAGAUGACCAGAAGGGAAAUGGAGCUGGAAAGUCUUCAUUUGCUGCAUCUUCCUUAUCAUUUGCUAAUUGUAGCCUCUUUUCAACGGUUCCAUGCCAGCUACAGCAUUCAUUUUCAAUGUGGAAGAAGGGAAAAUUGCAACCUCAGACUUCUCCACCUCGCCUUUGUCUGAUGCCCAUGGAGGUACCUGCUUCAUCAUGCGCAGUUAGUUUUCCCUGCAGAGUUAGCCAAAGUUGGACAUUGAGAGCAGUGAGGCAGACACAUCACCAGGGUAAGCACAUCACCGGAUUGCAUCAGAGAAAACAUUCAAAGCAGAAAGCUUGUGCAAAACCCCAAAUUUACCUAUCAGAACAGAAGCUAAACAUUUUAUCUUGGCAUUCCCCAGUAUAG
Ilex paraguariensis (yerba mate) is the source of this 1443-nucleotide messenger RNA. Lineage: Eukaryota; Viridiplantae; Streptophyta; Magnoliopsida; Aquifoliales; Aquifoliaceae. The record is from the annotation of a GenBank genome assembly.